This is a messenger RNA of Galendromus occidentalis (western predatory mite), 1398 nucleotides long. RefSeq lists its product as uncharacterized. Lineage: Eukaryota; Metazoa; Arthropoda; Arachnida; Mesostigmata; Phytoseiidae. Bases 1 to 1398 code for a protein of 465 amino acids. The transcript has 2 exons. The record is from RefSeq and is a predicted model, not a curated record.
AUGGCUCUGGAGUUCAUAAAUUCAAGCCGCGGGAAGCCUCUCUUGAAGAUCGACGAGCACCUGUUCCGUAAGGAUCGUGAAAACGACGGGAAAACGAACUGGCGUUGUAUAGUCAAGCAAUGCAAGUCUCGAGUGAAAACCUGCAACGGCGGACAUGAUGGACCAAGUGAACACAUGCAUCCGCCCAGCCCGGUGGGCAUCGAGGUUCGCCGUAAGAUGAAUGAACUUCGUUCGUAUGCGGUAAAGAAUGUUUCUGCAUCGAACGCAACGAUCAUCGGGAACCUAGUCAGCACAGUAGAUUCUGAAGCCGUGAAAGGGGAAAUGCCAAACAUCAACUUGAUGCGCCAGCGGAUAACGUAUGCUAGAGCAGCUGCAGGACCGUCGCUCCCGGUAAAUCCGCUCCGGCGAGAGGACUUGGAAAUCCCGGAGUUUCUGAAGACGACCUUCCGCGGCGAACGAUUCGUCCACUACGAUUCCGGAGUAGGAGACGUGAACAGAAUUAUCGUUUUCGCCACGGCAAAGAAUCUCGAGCUCUUAAAAAUGAGUCCUGAGUGGUUCGUAGAUGGUACCUUUAAGGUUUGUCCACUCAUCUUCCAUCAGCUCUACACAUUCCAUGUAAGAUUGCCCGACGGUAAAACGGUGCCGGUUGUUUACUCACUGUUGCCAGCGAAGAACGCUCAGACCUAUCGCAGACUACUGCAAAUUCUCCUCGAUGCGAUCGACGGAUUUCAUCCGGACGCCAUCCACAUUGACUUCGAACUGGCAAUGAUCAGAGAGCUUGAAAAAGUCUUUCCAGCUGCUGGCAUUCUCGGAUGCUCAUUUCACUUCUGUCAAUGUAUAUGGCGACGCGUGCAGAACGAUAGCGAGCUGAGAGCUAACUACCUGCGCGAUGCCGAUUUUGCUCUGGGUUUACGAAUGUUUCCGGCCCUCUCUUAUGUUCCGGUAGAUCAAGUACGCGAUCUCUUUGCUACGCUGACCGAUUCCGAUUUCGUCCGAACGAACGAGGCACUGCUCACUGAUUUCAUAAAUUAUUUUGAAAGUCAAUGGGUCGGCUGGAACAGAAACCCACCGACGAUGAAAGUGGAGUGGUGGAAUGUUCAUUCUUCAACGCUCAAUUCUAUGGGACGAACGAAUAACGAAGUUGAGGGAUGGCAUUCCGCUUUCGCGAGAAGAGUCGGAUCCUCUCACCCGUCAGUGUUCAAAUUGUUAGAACACCUGAAGGUUGAGCAAGGAAAAGUUGAGUUCAUUGCUUCCAACUCUCUGGCUCAGGGCAUUGGCACCACAUCGAAGAAGAAAUACCGGGACCGUCAAGCAAGGAUCUACGCAUUGGUUUCAACGUAUGAGGCACGUGAUAGCCUCCAGUUCCUCCGUGCAAUCGCACACAAUAUCACGUUUUAA